CUACACAACCUACAAAGCACCAAGCCUACCCUCUCUCUCUACUCUCAAGACAUUCGCCGCUUAUCGCCUCCGAUAUUCUUCUUCUUCAUCCGAACGCACGAACGUUACUCUAUGGAACCAUUCGUUGCAAGGGAGACCACUCUCGCAUCCGCUUCGUCGCCGCGGAAGAAGCGACGGAUCGAUCACACCGAGUCCGCAGCCGACGGUUCGCCGAUUCUCACCUCGAUCUCCAACAUCGAGCUCAACAGCACCGGUGGCGGCGACGCGGCGGCGCCGAUGAGCGUGGAUGCGGUUGGUAACAGCUCCAACAAUCACGAGAUCGACGAAGAUCUGCACAGCAGGCAGCUCGCCGUGUACGGACGCGAGACUAUGAGGAGGCUUUUCGCUUCCAACGUUCUCAUCUCAGGGAUCCAGGGCCUUGGUGUUGAGAUUGCCAAGAAUAUUAUUCUAGCUGGUGUGAAGUCAGUGACGCUUCACGAUGAAAGCGUGGUUGAGCUAUGGGACUUGUCUAGCAACUUUGUUUUCACCGAGGAGGACGUUGGCAAGAAUAGAGCUCUUGCUUCUGUUCACAAGCUGCAAGAACUCAACAAUGCCGUGGCUGUCUCGGCUUUGACUGGGGAGUUAACCAAAGAGCAGCUUUCUGGUUUCCAGGCCGUGGUAUUUGUGGAUGCAUCUUUUGAGAAAGCGACAGAGUUUGAUGAUUACUGUCAUAGCCAUCAGCCUCCUAUUGCGUUCAUCAAGGCUGACGUUAGGGGCCUGUUCGGGUCGUUGUUUUGUGAUUUUGGACCUCAGUUUACUGUUCUUGAUGUUGAUGGAGAGGAACCGCACUCUGGCAUCAUCGCUUCCGUUAGCAAUGAAAAUCUUGCUUUUGUUUCGUGUGUGGAUGAUGAGAGGCUCGAGUUUCAGGACGGAGAUCUUGUGGUUUUCUCUGAAGUUGAGGGGAUGGCGGAGUUAAACGAUGGAAAACCAAGGAAGGUUAAAAAUGUCAAGCCGUAUUCGUUUGUCAUUGAGGAAGAUACCACCAGCUGUGGGACGUAUGUGAAGGGUGGGAUUGUGACUCAGGUUAAACAACCAAAGGUGCUGAACUUUAAGCCGCUCAGAGAAGCAAUUAGAGAUCCAGGCGAAUUUCUUCUUAGUGACUUUUCGAAGUUUGACCGGCCACCUCUUCUUCACUUAGCAUUCCAGGCGCUUGAUAGGUUUUCGUCUCAAGCAGACCGGUUCCCGUUUGCUGGCUCGGAAGAAGAUGCUCAGAAACUGGUGGAAAUUGCAAUUGAGAUUAAUGAGAGUUUGGGUGAUGCAAGGUUGGAAGAUGUCAACUCUAAACUAUUGCGGCAUUUGGCUUUUGGAUCCAGGGCUGUUCUGAAUCCCAUGGCUGCAGUGUUUGGUGGCAUUGUUGGACAGGAGGUCGUCAAGGCAUGCUCUGGGAAGUUCCAUCCUAUCUUUCAGUUCUUCUACUUCGAUUCGCUGGAGUCGCUCCCCAAGGAACCCCUUGAUGCAUCAGAGUUUAGACCACAAAAUAGCCGUUACGAUGCACAGAUCUCUGUAUUUGGGUCUACACUUCAGAAGAAACUCGAGGAUGCCACAGUUUUUGUUGUAGGGGCUGGUGCUCUUGGAUGUGAGUUCUUAAAGAACUUGGCUUUGAUGGGUGUGUCAUGUGGCGUUCAAGGGAAGCUAACUGUCACCGAUGAUGAUGUAAUCGAGAAGAGCAACCUGAGUCGCCAGUUUCUGUUCCGAGACUGGAACAUAGGACAGGCUAAAUCUACAGUUGCCGCAACAGCAGCAGCGGGGAUAAAUUCUCGUCUCAAAAUUGAUGCUCUGCAAAAUCGUGUUGGACCAGAGACUGAGAAUGUCUUUGACGACAGCUUCUGGGAGAAUCUGACAGUUGUUGUCAACGCACUGGACAAUGUCACUGCAAGGCUUUAUGUCGAUUCAAGGUGUGUGUAUUUCCAGAAGCCUCUCCUCGAGUCAGGAACUCUAGGUGCUAAGUGCAACACACAGAUGGUUAUCCCUCAUCUCACUGAGAACUAUGGUGCUUCGAGAGACCCGCCAGAGAAACAGGCUCCGAUGUGCACGGUGCACUCGUUUCCUCACAACAUUGACCAUUGCUUAACAUGGGCUCGCUCUGAAUUCGAGGGCCUGCUUGAGAAAACACCAGCAGAAGUUAAUGCGUACCUCUCAAAUCCUGAUGAAUACAUGAAAGCGAUGAGGAGUGCUGGCGAUGCUCAAGCUAGGGAUACUUUGGGACGUGUUGUUGAGUGCCUCGAGAAAGAGAAGUGCAAUUCCUUCCAGGAUUGUAUAACUUGGGCUCGUCUGAGGUUUGAAGAUUACUUCGUCAACCGUGUGAAGCAGCUGAUUUUCACAUUUCCUGAGGAUGCUAACACCAGUACCGGAGCUCCAUUCUGGUCCGCCCCAAAGAGAUUCCCUCGGCCGCUUAAGUUCACCUCAACAGACCUCAGCCAUACCAAUUUUGUCAUGGCUGCUGCUAUCUUGCGUGCAGAGACAUUCGGAAUCCCUACUCCUGAGUGGGCUAAAACCCCAACCGGACUAGCCGAGGCUGUGGAAAGAGUGAUAGUCCCCAACUUUGAGCCUAGGGAAGACGCAAAGAUUGUGACAGAUGAGAAGGCUACAACUCUGUCUACAGCUUCAGUCGAUGAUGCAGCAAUUAUCGAUGAACUAAUCGCAAAGCUAGAGCGGUGCAGACUUAGCUUGCAGCCAGACUUCAGGAUGAAGCCAAUCCAGUUUGAAAAGGAUGACGACACCAACUACCACAUGGAUAUGAUCGCUGGGCUAGCCAACAUGAGAGCAAGGAACUACAGCGUUCCGGAGGUAGACAAGCUUAAAGCCAAGUUCAUCGCCGGAAGAAUCAUACCUGCCAUCGCAACAUCAACGGCCAUGGCAACGGGUUUCGUUUGCCUGGAGCUGUACAAGGUGUUAGACGGUGCACACAAAGUGGAAGACUACAGAAACACUUUCGCUAACUUAGCGCUUCCACUCUUCUCCAUAGCUGAGCCGGUUCCACCCAAAGUAGUGAAGCACCAAGACCAAAGCUGGACUGUUUGGGACCGAUGGGUCAUCAAAGGAAACCCAACUCUAAAGGAGCUGCUAAAAUGGCUAAAAGAGAAAGGGCUAAACGCGUACAGCAUAUCGGUCGGAAGCUGUCUGCUGUACAACAGUAUGUUCCCAAGGCACAAAGAGAGGAUGGACAAGAGAGUGGUGGAUCUUGCAAGAGACGUUGCUAAAGUUGAACUGCCUGCUUACAGACGUCACUUGGAUGUUGUGGUGGCUUGUGAGGAUGACAACGACAAUGACGUUGACAUCCCUCUGGUAUCAGUCUACUACGCCUGAUCAGAAUCUUUAACAUCUCCCAAAAGUCUUUAUACUACAGAACAGAGUUUUGUUGGUGUCUUGUUUGAAUAUGCGAACAAUAUAACAUGAGUCAGUGUUUGCAACUUAUUAUUCUACAGGAACCGAAUACAAAACAUAGACAAAAAAGUAGUUAUUACAGCAACA
Brassica oleracea var. oleracea is the source of this 3510-nucleotide messenger RNA. RefSeq names its product ubiquitin-activating enzyme E1 2. The transcript has 7 exons. The record is from RefSeq and is a predicted model, not a curated record. The coding region runs from base 112 to 3345 and encodes 1077 amino acids. Gene Ontology annotation, cellular component: cytoplasm; SUMO activating enzyme complex. NCBI's taxonomy places the organism in Eukaryota, Viridiplantae, Streptophyta, Magnoliopsida, Brassicales, Brassicaceae. Gene Ontology annotation, biological process: protein sumoylation. Gene Ontology annotation, molecular function: SUMO activating enzyme activity.